AUGUCGUCCAAGUACGAUAGCUUUCGCUCUAUUUUGGAUCAGCUGAUGGGCGGCGACCGCGAUCUGCUGCCGGAUCAGAAGACGAAUCGGCAGAUGCAUUUCUCUGAUGAUAAGGUGUGCAAGUUCUACAUUUGCGGCCUCUGCCCCCACGAGCUCUUCACCAACACCAAGAGCGAUCUCGGUCCGUGCACGAACCUUCAUGAUGACGACAUCAAGGCCCAGUACGACGAAGUGCCGUUCGAGGAGAAGAUGACCAAGUACCCCUUCGAGAGAGACUUCAUCGCCUUCAUGCAGAAGAUGGUCUCGGACCUCGACAAGAGAAUCGAUCGGGGGCACCAGCGAUUGUCUCUCCAAGAUCACGAGAAUCCUCUGACGCCCGACAAGAUGGAGAAAAUGGACGCCAUCAGCGAACAGAUCGAGAUGCUUCUUCGACAGAUGGAGGAUCUCGGUGCGGCGGGCAGGCUUCAGGAGGCGCAGAGCCUCGAGCUCCAGAUCCUCAAGCUCAAGGCCGAGCAGGAGGCCAUCAAGAAGGGCAUCAGCGGUCCCGGCGGUGCGGCCCUGUCGGCGCAGCAGCAGGAGAAGCGGCUCAAGGUGUGCGAGGUCUGCGGCGCGUUCUUGGUCGUUGGCGACACCGAUGAUCGCAUCAAAUCGCACAACGACGGCAAGCAGCACCAGGGCUUCGACGCCAUCCGCACCAUCCUCGCCGAGAAGCGCAAGAAGAUUCUCGAGGAGGGAGGCUCCGCAUCGCGAAUCAUCAUCAGGGACGAUCGAGACCUGCAGCGCGGCGGCCGCGAUCGAGGCGACAGCCGCUCGGGGCGCGACUCCUACUCCUCCUCCUCCUCGUCUCGAGGCGUACGUAGGGACAGCCGCUCGGGGCGCGACGACUACCGCAGCGACAGCGGCCGCUCCAGCGGUCGCGACUAUCGAGACAGGGACCGAGACCGAGACUACAGCCGCGACUACAGGGAGUACAGGGACCGAGACAGGGAUAGGGAGAGGGACAGCAGAGACAGGCGGGACCGAGAUAGAGACUACUACAGAGAUCGGGAUGGCGAAAGCAGCAGCAGGAGGCGGGGAGAGGAAGAGGAGUACGGCGGCGCGAGGAAGAGGGAGAGGGAGCACUCGAGAGAGUCGUCGGCGGGCCUGAAGGACUCGACGUCGUCGGCCGCCAGCGUCGGUCCCGGUCCGGACGGCGACGAGGCCGAGCGGAAGCGUCGUCGCGCCGAGGAAUGA
This is a messenger RNA of Acanthamoeba castellanii str. Neff, 1233 nucleotides long. RefSeq names its product CROP protein. The transcript has a single exon. Gene Ontology annotation, molecular function: mRNA binding. Gene Ontology annotation, cellular component: U2-type prespliceosome; U1 snRNP. Gene Ontology annotation, biological process: mRNA splice site recognition. NCBI's taxonomy places the organism in Eukaryota, Discosea, Longamoebia, Acanthamoebidae. The record is from RefSeq and is a predicted model, not a curated record. Bases 1 to 1233 code for a protein of 410 amino acids.